Neurospora hispaniola is the source of this 1534-nucleotide messenger RNA. Its product is annotated as ubiquitin-conjugating enzyme/RWD-like protein. The transcript has 2 exons. The record is from RefSeq and is a predicted model, not a curated record. NCBI's taxonomy places the organism in Eukaryota, Fungi, Ascomycota, Sordariomycetes, Sordariales, Sordariaceae. The coding region runs from base 415 to 1368 and encodes 317 amino acids.
GUGUCCUGUCAUAGACACAUACAGCUGUGCCGCCCAACCACAGCGCUCUUCACCACUUUCUGGCUACAGUGACCGCGGUCGCAAAGCGCAACCAAACUUUAACUCCUACCUCUACAUGAGGUCCACAUACCACAACUUCCAUCACCUAUACCUUGAAUACGUAUUGUAUAUUCUUGUGCAUCUUGUGUGACAUCUUCAUUAUAGUUUUGCUGAAUCCAUCCUCAAGAAAGCAGUCCUGAUCUCGAGUCGCAGAGAUAACCUUUUGACGCCUGGCCACGGAUACUUCUACCACCAGGAACUGCCCGCUGCCGGAAGCAGUUGCACAACUUCCGGGCGACCCAAAUACCGGACUUGACCAUCUCGUCACUUAGGAACAUCAUUAAGCACCAAAGAAAUAGCGAAAGUACCAGCAAAAUGGCAACACCAAAGUUCAACUCCAAGUCGCCCACCAUCCGUCGCAUCCUCCGCGAAGCCCAAGAACUCUCCGCUUCGCCCUCCCCCGAUUACACAGCCACUCCGCUCGAAUCAGACCUCUUCGAGUGGCACUUCACCCUCCGCGGGCCUCCUAAUUCGGUCUACGCCGACGGCAUCUACCACGGCCGCAUCGUUCUCCCACAAGCCUACCCGCUACGACCUCCAUCUUUCCGCUUCGUCACACCUUCCGGGCGCUUCGAAGCCAACCGCGAGAUUUGUCUUUCCAUCAGCGGCCACCACGAAGAGACAUGGCAGCCCGCCUGGGGAGUACGCACCGCCCUGGUCGCACUGCGCUCCUUUAUGGAGACAGACCCCAAGGGGCAGCUGGGCGGUCUUGACGCGACCGAAGCCGUGCGCAGGCGGAUGGCGACCGAGUCGAGGGCGUGGAAGUGUCAGGCCUGCGGGAAGACAAACGAGGAGAUUAUCUGGGAGUGUGAGGAGGCAGCCAAGGAACACCAAGGGGAAGGUCAGGCCGAGGUAGAGGUGCCGAGCGACUUGAAGAUGGGGUGGCGGGACGAGAUGGACAAAAACAGUAGCGGUGCGGCGGCGGCGUCGAGAUCUGGGGCGCAACAAGACGAGGAGGAUGCUGAAAGUGCAGAGCUGGCCGAAGGUUUCGUACAAACGGCGCCUUUACCACCUACGCCACAGCCUAGGUCGGUAGGGAUUACUUCAUCUUCCUCGACUCCAGCGCAACCAGGGCAGGGUGUGCCACAGCCGACGAGGACGAUCCCUCUGCCUUCACAGUUUAAUCCCCACCCCCAGCCUAUGAUGCAGCAUCGUCACCCACGGCAGGUUAGGGUGAGUAACGACGAGGUGACGUUCUGGAUCGACCGAUUAAUUGUAGUUCUAUCCAUCGCCCUUGCUGCCAUGAUACUCAAAGUUUUUCUGGCAUAGCUGCCAUGAUAUCUUUUUCAAGGCUUUCUGGCAUGCGGUUUGGUUCUGCAGGGGCUAGUCUGAUUGGUUGUUUUGAGGGUUUACACAGUUGGAAUCUGGCGUUUAUGGCGAUCACAAGGAUGACAAGGGUGGAUGGGUUUUGGAAGGGCGUUUUCCUACGAGAUUG